ACAAAGCCCAUCAACUUCUUCUUUGUGUCUGUUUGUUUACCACCUUGAGUCUUCUUAAUGAUUUGUACGCUCAAUGUCGCAAUUGUCAUUUUCCUCUGAUUCCUAUUCGACCAUUAUGAUGGAUGUCAUUGAUAUUUUGUGGUAUGGGUGGUUGUUCAGUGUUUGUUGAUAAAGGGUAUGAAAUCUAUAUUUUUAUUGUUUUAUAUAUUUUGUGAUAACCGUUGAAAAAUGUAAGGAUAGUGAGAGUAAGAAACAUUUUAUGAAUUUGUCUUUUUGAGGAAUAAGGAAGUAGAAAGUCUUUCAGCAGGUAGGGUGUAUUCAACCCAUUCUGUGUCAGUGUCGGUAGGAAGAUGGGUAUUGGAGGUAUUCAACCCAUUUAGUUUCAGGAAAUUUGACGAUGAGGGGAGGAGGACUGGCUUUUAAUGUGUUAACAUGGGAAUGACUUUUUUUUAGCAUGUAGAGUUUCGCGCGAUGUUUUACAACUGGUCAUUGGUCAUCUCUUCACAACAGUGUAAAUGCUGUCAAAUGUGUAUGUUUAUUAUUAUGUUACGAGUAUUCUUUCAUGUAAUCUUUGAUUCUGGCCAUACAACUAGAGAAGUAUUGGCUAACAACAACGGACAUGCCAGGAAUGGAUUUUGAAUGGAAGUAGCAGAAGGCCCUCACAUCGGACGUUAUUUGUAGUUAGGGACUCUCACAAGGGGAGUGAUGCUUAUUAGAUCAUGUAAGAUGAAGCAUUAGUCACACACUAAGCAGUGAUAAGAAGUUUUGGUCCAUUACUGGCCAGACGUCAAUAUCUUAAACCUUCUCCUACAAGGUUUUUUUUUGCGUUUAUGAGAUUGCCAUUGAAAGGAUUACGGGAGAUCUGUGCAGUAUCAAUAUAUUGUCAUCUUGAUGAUUUCAUGAUACUUAGGUAGAGCCUUGAGGAUUAUAGUUAAACCAUAUGGGGUAAAGUAAAAUGUAGGACGAUAGUGUUGAGAAUAUUUGAAAAUGGGGAUAAUUAUGUCACAUACAUGUAUUUAGGAAAUAAAAGUUGCGUACAAGAUUGUUGACCUGUCACUGUGAAUGAAUGUCACUGUGUUUGCAAGUUGGCUAUGACGAAGCGAAGUUUGUACAACAUAAACCUCAGUGGAGGAAGGCGAACUUGUAGGAUUGUCAUGUGACAAAGAACAAUCAGUCAACCCGAGACUAAUGUCAAAUAUUUUCCUUUCUAGCUUCCUUCAUUCGUUGAGGACAUCGCCCAAGAACCUGACAACUAUAUAUGAUAUUUAUUACAUCUAUAUAGUAAUGACACUGGCAAGGUUCUUUAAUAACAAAAUAAUCUUGAUUUAUUAAAUUUUCGGAAAGUAAUGUGGUGAAUCCAUAUAAACAUGUUAAGUACAUAUCGCCAGUUGUUUUUAACAGGUCUGUUUAACCAUUGCAAUGAUGAAAAACAUAUUCAUUAAUAUGUAAUAAUUCGUUCCUUGUUUUAAUGGUAUGGGUAUCUUGCAUGAUGUACAAGCAGCCUUUAUACGAUGCAAGGUUUAUUCUGUGAGAUGUGUGGGUAGUUCUAUAUGUUGCGUAUGUGUGUGGUGGUUUAGAACUACACUAAUCUGAGACUAAUUUUAGGAGUUGUGAGGUCUGAGUAUUACUCAGGGAGGCGUUGCAGCAAGACUGGAACCUGAAGACCCAAGGUGAGGCAAAACACCUGAUCCAAAGCUUCAAGCAAGAACCUUCUCAGAUGUUAUGACAGAAUUGCAGCUCGGCAAAGAACAGGCCGGGCUGCGUCAGCAGAUGCACGAGAAGGCUAAGGCUGGUGAACUGCGGGCCGUCAAUGGAGCUGGGGGUGAUGCAGGGCAUAAACAACCCACAAAGAGGAAACGCUGGGACCAGUCCUCCGCCCAGGAAGAUGCUCCUACCAAGAAGAAAACCUCGUCAUGGGAUGCGGCAGAAGCCAUUACCCCAUCAAACAGCAGAUGGGAUGAAACUCCUGGUAGAGCCAAAGGGGAACAGACCCCUGGUGCGACCCCAGGCCAGAGCACCAGACAGUGGGAUUCUACCCCAGGACACGCCACCCCUGGUGCGACCACACCUGGUAGAGACACCCCUGGCCAUCAAGCCACGCCAAGUGCUAGAAGGAACAGAUGGGAUGAGACUCCUAAAACGGAGAGAGACACCCCUGGUCAUGGCAGCGGUUGGGCAGAGACCCCUCGAACAGACAGAGGUGGUGAUUUGAUCGAGACCACACCAACGCCAGGGGCAAGCAAACGUCGUUCACGAUGGGAUGAGACCCCAGGAGCCACGCCUGGUGGGAUGACCCCUAACAUGACCCCAGGGGGAAUGACCCCUACCAUGACCCCUGGAGGUCACACACCCACCAUGACACCUGGAGGGAUGACUCCUGGACAAACUCCUGGCGGUCACACCCCGGGCGGCUUCACUCCUAGCGGUGCCACACCCACUGGUCAGAAAGCCAUGGCCAUGGCCACUCCAACCCCUGGCCACCUCAUGUCCAUGACCCCGGAACAGUUGCAGGCGUACACAUGGCAGAGGGAAAUCGAUGAAAGAAAUCGACCAUUGUCUGAUGACGAACUGGACUCAAUGUUCCCACCUGGCUACAAGGUGCUGAAUCCCCCGGCAGGCUAUAUACCUAUCAGAACACCAGCCAGGAAGCUGAUUGCCACCCCCACCCCGAUGGCUGGCACCCCUGGGUUCCGAAUGCAGACCCCAGACUCCAAGACACAGAUUGUUGACAUGCAGCCCAAGGGCAAUCUGCCUAUGAUGAAGCCGGAUGAUAUGCAGUACUUUGACAAACUAUUGGUGGAUGUAGACGAAGAGUCGUUGACGCCAGAGGAACAGAAGGAGAGGAAGAUUAUGAAGCUGCUCCUCAAAAUAAAGAAUGGCACGCCACCAAUGAGAAAGGCUGCUCUACGUCAGAUCACAGACAAGGCCCGCGAGUUUGGUGCUGGUCCCCUGUUUAAUCAGAUCCUACCACUGUUGAUGUCCCCGACCUUGGAGGAUCAGGAACGUCACUUGCUAGUGAAGGUCAUUGACCGAAUCCUGUACAAGCUGGACGAUCUGGUCCGACCCUAUGUACACAAGAUCCUUGUGGUCAUUGAGCCUCUGCUCAUUGAUGAGGACUACUAUGCCCGUGUUGAAGGGAGAGAAAUUAUCUCAAACUUGGCGAAGGCCGCUGGUCUUGCCACCAUGAUCUCCACAAUGAGACCCGACAUUGACAACAUGGACGAGUAUGUCCGUAACACCACUGCUCGAGCCUUUGCCGUUGUGGCCUCUGCUCUUGGCAUCCCAUCUCUCCUGCCUUUCCUGAAGGCUGUGUGCAAGAGUAAGAAGUCCUGGCAAGCCAGACAUACUGGUAUCAAGAUUGUACAACAGAUAGCCAUCCUCAUGGGCUGUGCCAUACUUCCUCAUCUCAAGAAUUUGGUCGAGAUUAUUGAGCAUGGCUUGGUUGAUGAGCAGCAGAAAGUACGAACCAUCACUGCCCUGGCUUUGGCUGCUUUGGCUGAAGCGGCCACGCCCUAUGGUAUUGAAUCUUUUGACAGUGUCCUCAAACCUCUCUGGAAGGGUAUUCGUCAACACAGAGGAAAGGGUCUUGCUGCCUUCCUGAAGGCUAUUGGCUACCUGAUCCCCCUCAUGGAUGCUGAGUACGCCAACUACUACACCAGGGAAGUGAUGUUGAUCCUCAUCCGAGAGUUCCAGUCUCCUGAUGAGGAAAUGAAAAAGAUUGUACUUAAGGUGGUGAAGCAGUGCUGUGCGACCGAUGGUGUUGAACCCCAGUACAUCAAAGAUGAGAUUCUACCAGCUUUCUUCAAGCACUUCUGGAACCAGAGAAUGGCUCUUGAUAGGAGAAACUACAGACAGCUGGUGGACACAACAGUCGAGAUUGCCAACAAGGUUGGUGCAGCGGAGAUUGUUGGACGCGUCGUUGAUGACCUGAAGGAUGAGGCUGAGCAGUACCGUAAGAUGGUGAUGGAGACCAUUGAGAAGAUCAUGUCGAAUCUUGGUGCCGCCGAUAUUGAUUCACGUCUUGAAGAACAGCUGAUUGACGGUAUCCUGUACUCCUUCCAGGAACAGACCACGGAGGAUGUGGUUAUGUUGAAUGGUUUCGGCACAGUGGUGAAUGCGCUGGGCAAGCGGGUGAAACCCUAUCUCCCCCAGAUCUGUGGUACCAUCCUCUGGCGUCUCAACAAUAAGUCGGCCAAAGUUCGACAACAGGCGGCUGAUCUCAUCUCCAGGAUAGCCAUUGUUAUGAAAACUUGUCAGGAGGAGAAACUGAUGGGCCAUUUGGGUGUGGUGUUGUACGAAUAUUUGGGAGAAGAAUACCCCGAGGUUCUCGGCUCAAUCCUGGGAGCUCUGAAGGGCAUUGUUAAUGUCAUCGGGAUGACCAAGAUGACGCCUCCAAUCAAGGAUCUCUUGCCAAGGCUCACACCAAUCCUCAAGAACAGACACGAGAAGGUACAGGAGAACUGUAUCGACCUGGUUGGCCGUAUCGCUGACCGCGGAGCAGAGUUUGUGUCUGCUAGGGAAUGGAUGAGAAUCUGCUUUGAGCUGCUCGAGUUACUCAAGGCCCACAAGAAGGCCAUCAGGAGAGCCACUGUCAACACCUUUGGCUACAUUGCCAAGGCUAUUGGUCCUCAUGACGUGUUGGCGACCCUCCUCAACAACCUAAAAGUGCAGGAGAGACAGAACAGAGUGUGUACGACAGUUGCCAUCGCCAUUGUAGCGGAGACGUGUUCCCCCUUCACUGUGUUGCCAGCCCUGAUGAAUGAGUACCGCGUGCCCGAGCUGAAUGUCCAGAACGGUGUCCUCAAGUCUCUGUCCUUCAUGUUUGAAUAUAUCGGAGAAAUGGGGAAGGACUACAUCUAUGCUGUGUCACCUCUGUUUGAAGAUGCCCUCAUGGACAGAGAUCUGGUGCAUCGGCAGACGUCCAUGGCAGCAAUCCAGCACAUGGCUCUUGGUGUGUACGGCUUUGGAUGCGAGGAUGCACUCACCCAUCUCCUCAACUAUGUCUGGCCCAACAUCUUCGAAACCUCCCCUCAUGUUGUGCAGGCUUUCAUGGGGGCUGUCGAAGGCCUCAGAGUGGCCAUUGGGCCGUCAAAAAUACUCCAGUAUGCCAUGCAGGGCCUAUUCCAUCCUGCUCGCAAGGUUCGUGACGUCUACUGGAAGGUGUACAACACAGUGUACAUUGGGGCACAAGACGGCAUGAUUCCAGCCUAUCCCAGAAUCCCCAACGAUGCCAAGAACCAGUACAUCCGAUAUGAACUGGACUACAUCUUAUAGGGCUGUACCAUCUCUGGAGGAGGACAAUCUGUGUUGUGUGAAAGUGCUGGACUCUUGACAAUGUGAAGACUGUAGAGAGCUCAUAGUGAUCUAGCUACUGAUUUUUGUAUCAAAGUCAUUGAAAAAUAUUUUGGUAAGCUAACAUGACUGGGAGGAGUUUACUGUUUAGCGAUCUGGUUAAGGGGAUUAUGUAAUUUGUGGAAAAAAUACACUUUUUGUUAAAUAGUUAGUGGUAUGUAAGCUCUCUUCAUGUACGAAACAAAGGGAUGAAAAGUAUUCUGAUUCCUAAACUGAUCGAUCAGGUAUUUCAAGUAAACAUUUUGGUUGCCUUUGAGAAUUCUACCAUUUUAAAAUUUGAACUCCAUCUUUUUUAACAUGUUUGUGGAUUUUGUAUGCAUUGUUCUUGGAAACUGAAUAUAUUACUAUUAACCUCUAAGGAUGUCUACAGGAGUAUUUAAUGAAACUGUUUGAAUGAAGAAAAGGGAAAUCACUCACACACACUUUACUAUUGAGACAUAAAAGGAAAUGACUGAUAAUAGCUGUGAUAUUUCCCCCACUUUUCUAUGGUUCCAUUGAUUACACAAGUGUAAUGACAUCAUUUGACAGAGUUACAAUGCUGUUGAAGAAUGAUGCUUCUACUUAGUGAAACUUAGCAUCGUCAAUAUGGGACCCGGUGUUAGGUUCCUGAGCUUGACAUUAAAUGUAUCUUUUAUGACUUGAUGUUAGUCAGUGUUUCUCUGCUGCACUGAUUUGUUUUGACAAUGGAUUGUAAAAAGAAUGGGGGCGUGGCAAUCUGAUUGAUUGUUAAAUGGGAUUUGAAUCCCAGAAAUCAUCUAAACGAUUCCUCUCUUGGAUAGCUUUUGUCAAGCCUGGAAAACGUAGCACUAGGCAUGGAAACAAUAGAGCAUCCAGUCUAUAGUGCCUCCACUUUUUACUUUUACUUGAAUUCCGCAAAAAAUGCAGUUUCAGUUGUCAUAGGAGCACGAUAUUGCCCAUUGUAUAUGACAUAGUAUUCUAGACUGAGGUCACAUGUCUCACAGCUGUUUAGUAUGAAUAGAAAAAGAGUGCAGUGGAGAAGUACCGAUAUCUUGUUCCAAUGUUGAUGUACAUUAUCUGUUUGGAGAUUUGUGGGUGUUAAACAGUAUUGGAUCCCCGUAAAUUUCAUUUGGAACCGAUAUGUUUGUCUACCAGUAGACAUCCUCAAGAGAAUGCAGAGGCACUUGAUAAUGUGAUGGUACCUGCUUGAAGGUAUUCAUAGUAAUCCUUUAGUCUUUGUGAAGGAUGCUUCUCAGCUAUCUUUCAUUUGUUUUAAGUUCCCUAUUGUUGAACUGUAUAUUCUGUUGUAUGCAUCAUAAAUCAUGUGGAUUCUUGAACACCCAAGGUGGUCAUUUCCCCACUUAAAUGGAUAGCUUUCAUCUUCAUAUGUGCAGCCUGAUGUUUCCAGUCAUUGUCCACCUACUUCAUCUGUUCACUGUAAGAUACCAAGUCAUAUAUGUUCAUCAUGUGUUGGAUUCAUUUCAUCCUAGAGACUAACAGUCUCGCUUGUGGCAUGUGAACUGUGUUGACGCCUCCCCUGAGCUCUCUGCUUGUCAAGCUAUGGUCAUAUUUUGUCUGUAAAAUUUCUUGUAAAUAGAAAUAAAUCUGUACAAAUC
Molecule: messenger RNA, 6926 nt
Organism: Haliotis rufescens (red abalone)
Lineage: Eukaryota; Metazoa; Mollusca; Gastropoda; Lepetellida; Haliotidae
Product: splicing factor 3B subunit 1-like
Exons: 17
Coding region: 1723-5274 (1183 amino acids)
Biological process (GO): spliceosomal complex assembly
Cellular component (GO): catalytic step 2 spliceosome; U12-type spliceosomal complex; U2-type prespliceosome
Molecular function (GO): mRNA binding
Source: RefSeq, a predicted model, not a curated record